UGCGUAAUUGAAGUAUGGCGGACUCAUCAAGAUUUUCGUCAGCCAUGAAAGAUGCAGAAAUUGAAGAUCAGGAGCCAGAAGAGAGUGGUUGGACUUCAUAUUUUGAAGAUUUUGAAAUGAUGAACCAAAGAGAUGAUCAGAAAGAGAAAAUCGGUAACAGUUAUAGUAACAAUUCAAAUCGAUCGAUUGUAUCAGGUGAUGUAUCCAGCGCCGCCGCUGCAUGGAAGAUAAUAACCGCCGGAACCAGUCAAACUCCGCCGCCCAAGAAACUGAAUCUCAGAAAAAAGACAAGAACUGAAAAAGUUUCUGAUUUUGAUGAUUCUUUGGAAGAUACCGCCACUUCUCCUGUUAGUAGUCCCAAGAUGGGUAGCUUGAUGAAGACAAAGAUGAAAGCUAGAGGCAGUAGAUAUCAUGAUAACACAGGAAGCCCACUGGGUAAAGAAGAGGCAGGCAACAAAGAAGGGAAUGAAAAGAAAUAUGGAUGUAUCUCAAAUAUUGAUAAUGAUGAAUAUGAAGAUCUUCAAAAGAGAGGAUUAUGUUUGGUUCCAUUCUCAAUGUUUUCCAAUUACAUAGGUUAA
This is a messenger RNA of Impatiens glandulifera, 578 nucleotides long. RefSeq names its product vascular-related unknown protein 1-like. The record is from RefSeq and is a predicted model, not a curated record. The coding region runs from base 15 to 578 and encodes 187 amino acids. The transcript has 3 exons. Gene Ontology annotation, biological process: xylem development. Lineage: Eukaryota; Viridiplantae; Streptophyta; Magnoliopsida; Ericales; Balsaminaceae.